Messenger RNA from Notothenia coriiceps (black rockcod), 2364 nucleotides. Its product is annotated as dual specificity protein phosphatase 13 isoform A-like. Bases 128 to 685 code for a protein of 185 amino acids. Gene Ontology annotation, biological process: negative regulation of MAPK cascade; protein dephosphorylation. The record is from RefSeq and is a predicted model, not a curated record. The transcript is spliced from 3 exons. Gene Ontology annotation, molecular function: MAP kinase phosphatase activity; protein tyrosine/serine/threonine phosphatase activity. Gene Ontology annotation, cellular component: cytoplasm. Lineage: Eukaryota; Metazoa; Chordata; Actinopteri; Perciformes; Nototheniidae.
CUGUCCAGUGACAGCAGAUAAACACCUGCUCGUACAGAUCAUACCGAGCCAGAGCUGACGGGAACUGCUUUGAAACAACAAACAUUUGGACCAGUUAUCAAUACAAGAUUUGGGAAUUGAACUUAACAUGUCAAACUUGAAAGGCAAGAGAGAAGAAUAUCUUAGUGUGAAGGAUCUGCAGAAGGUUUUGGACUCAUGCAAACUGCAUCUUAGUCAAGUUGAUGAAGUCUGGCCGAACAUCUACAUAGGGAAUGUGGCAGUAGCCCAAAACAAGACUUCCUUGCAGAAAUUAGGUAUUACUCAUGUAUUAAACGCUGCUCACUCCAAGCGAGGCAGCGUAGGGAACCAAAGCUUUUAUGGCAACGACUUUGUGUAUUGUGGCAUUCCAGCAGAUGACUCUACGCACUUUGAUCUGGAUGUUUACUUCAACCCUGCUGCUGAUUUCAUUCAUAAAGCGCUGAAGACACAUGAUGGGAAAGUUCUGGUGCACUGCAUCAUGGGAAUGAGCAGGUCAUCGACCUUGGUGUUAGCGUACCUCAUGAUCUACCAUCAACUCCCGCUCAAGCGAGCUUUGCAGAAAUUGAUCCAAAAGAGAGCCAUCUACCCCAACAGGAAUUUCCUGGCUUUGCUGUUGGAUCUCGAUCUUCAGCUGACAAGAAAGGAGAAAACAUGUCAGAUCCUGUAAUCAACAAGAGUUUACACUUUCAGCCCCACAGAAGCAGCCCGGUGCCUAGGGAUAGGGAUGCCUGACUGAUUUGAUUUCAGACUGAAAUAUAUGGAUUGUCAUGAAAUUUGUUUUAACUGUAUUAACAGUGAUAUAGCCUGUUGGCAUGUCACCUGGGAAAUCUGCAAACAUAACAUUGAACUACACCUGACUACAAUACUCUGCCCGAAGUGUUUACAUGGGCACAUAUUAACAUGCUUAAUGUCAGUGAAGGGAGUGAGUACAAUGUGUCUCAAUUAGCUGCAUUAGCUUCUCAAGGUACUGCUACCAUGGUAAAGGACUUUCUAUUUUUAUUGUUUUUUAAAAAGUUUUAUUUACAAAUACAGAAUGUCUUAACAAAAUGACAGUUGAAAAAUUAAUUGACCAGUGUGUAGGAUUUAGUGAAAUAUAGAGCGUUAUUUGAAAUAUCUUCCACUCACCCUUCCACGUGAACGGCCCACUCUAGAGCCACAGCUUAGUUCUGGGCUUUUAUAGAAACAUGGCGGUGCAACAUGGCAGACUCUGUGACGGGGAACACUAGCUGUGUUGAUACAGUAUGAAGGGCUGAUGCUAAUGAAAACACAACAUUUGUUAUCAUUUUAGCUGUUUAUACACUUUUUGUAAAUGUAAUUACGAAUUAUGUUCUAUUUUCUCUAUCUAUUACACACUGGUCGUAAUGUAAGGCAAAGCGAAAAUACACAAAGACAAAUUCAUGCUAAUGAUAAGGAUUCUUUGUGACUAUAUUAUGUCAUUCAGUUACCUCUCAUUCUUGUAAGAUCUUUUUCUUCAGCACUUCACUUUGUGUUACGGCAGAAUGGACCAAAUGUCUUAUGGGAAAUGUUUUACAAAGCAGAGUUAUUUUGUAAACACUGUAAACGACUCAUUGUUCUGCAAUUCAACAUUCAAACUCGAAAUUGAAUCAGUCUACAGACCAACUUCUCAUUGUUCACUGUAUAAUAUUACUUUGUGUAUUCAUCAAGCUAUUUGAGCUGAUCAUCACUGCACAUCAAAAGGUUUCAAAUCCUUUGAAUCUCCAUGAACCAAUCCUUAGAAACAUUGGAAAACUCACUUACAAAAAGGUACACCCUGCACCUGCUUUAUAGCAGUGAUUGCUACCUCCAAUUAUCUCUAAACUUCAAAAUACCACACACAUACUACACACAUAUACGGCAUCGUUGUGUUGCUGAGUUGCACAUUUAAUUCCAAUAUAUAUGUUUUAGCUAUGGAUAUUCUAUGUGGGUACAAGUAAAUGUAGACCAUACUGUUAGGAUUUUUUGCAAAGAAUGAACCUUACAUCAUACAUCUUUUUUAAUUAAUGUAUUUUAUUUUCAUUUUUCAACUUUUGUGUAAUUCUUUGGUGCUUCAGACAAGACUGAGUGUUGUUCUAAGUGUCAACCUUUAAUAUUUGUUUCUGUUUUAUUCACUAAAUGUCCAUAUUUAAAGUAAAAGAGAAAAUCCUGACUUUACCAAAUGUCCAUAUGUUGAUUUAAACACAUUUCACUGUAAACUCAGCAUAUGAUCUAAUUCUCUUGCGGUUAUAAAAGCAAUGUCCUAUCCUCCCUCUUGUGUUGGUAGCUCGGAUAACCUUAAAGGAAUGCAGAAGAUGAUGCCAGAAUUAUUUUUGGGCUGAGAUUCAGAUGUUAAAAUAGCAUAAAAAUGUU